Messenger RNA from Galdieria sulphuraria, 1086 nucleotides. RefSeq lists its product as uncharacterized. The record is from RefSeq and is a predicted model, not a curated record. The transcript has a single exon. Lineage: Eukaryota; Rhodophyta; Bangiophyceae; Galdieriales; Galdieriaceae. Bases 2 to 1036 code for a protein of 344 amino acids.
AAUGGAAAACACAUUUGAAGAAGGAGAAAUAGUGGAGGGUCAACAGUUGGUGGAGAAUGAGCCCAAGUUAGCUGACGAAAGUCACGCUGUCCUUCCUUCAUGGUUGAAAGGAAAACUUCCAAAGAGGAAAAGAACCCACUCCUCAUCGUCGCUUUCGCCGCCGCCCUCUAGAGAAUCUGUUCAUUCGUUUGAUGAGCUUCACUCGCAACGAAGUUCACCGAGUUGGUUAUCAGGCUCGCUCAAAAACUGGAACUUCAGCAACUUUGCGCAGGAGAGGAAAAAGUUGUCAGAAAGCGAAAAAAGUAACUAUUCUAAUAACGACUUCAGUAAUCACGCCAACUUCGUCAACGCACCGUCGCCACCGCCUCCUCCACCACCCUCCGAACCGCGCCUGCCUUCUCCGCCUCCACCGCCACCGCCACAAUUACCACCUUCUACUGUACCCACCACAAUAAUGACCGUGGAUUCUUCAUAUUCUGGUUUUUCUCGAGCAAAGUCUUCAUAUCGUGAGGGAGCUUCAACUGCUGAGCUUGCAAGUCGUUCUUCUUAUAACGAGUUGAACAGUUUGACGACCAAGGAGGUUGUUGACGCUCGUUCUCAGUCACUUUCGGAGGAUAAAGACUUUGCGGAAACUACUCAUCCUGAAUCUAUCUCUGAGGAAUUAGCGAUGACAGAGGAAAGAAGCAAGUUUGAAGAUUACUCGACUGGCGACUCUUAUUUCUAUUUAAGCUAUAUUGAGUCGAUACGAGACACUAUCCAGAAUAAUUCCAGCAGAGUUCCAGACUUGAGACAUUUUUUAGACUGCCUUGGUACUGAGAAAUAUUGGGUGUUUUUGAGGGACAUAUAUGAAAAACGAACGCAGCGUACGGCUUCAUUAGAAAGAGAGUUCAAGUCUGCUUUAGAGUUAGAUUUGGCGGAGGAGCAAGUAGAGAAGAAGCAGUUUGAAUCUUUCAUACAAAGGAUUCGACUGGAUAGGCUAGAAGGAAACGUAACUUUUGUAGAGCUUGAAUGGAAUGGUGAUCAUAUUCGCUUAUAAUGCAUUGAUUUCUGUAUUAAUAAAUUGAUAGUAAAAAUGUUACACUUGGA